Molecule: messenger RNA, 2656 nt
Organism: Menidia menidia (Atlantic silverside)
Lineage: Eukaryota; Metazoa; Chordata; Actinopteri; Atheriniformes; Atherinopsidae
Source: the annotation of a GenBank genome assembly
AGAACUGAAAAUUCCUCUGAUUCCGAUAAGAGGGCCAACUAAAUCAAGUCAACUUGAUUUCCCGCAGUGACGCCAUGACGAGCAACUGCUCUUUCGAUGGUGUGGACAACACCAUGAGAUAUUUGGAACUGGUCAUCUACAUCCCCAUAUUCCUCAUCGGGUCGAUUUUCAAUGUCGCAGCACUGGUGGUGUUUUGUGUGUGUCUGCGGAAAUGGACCGAGUCAACCAUCUACAUGACCAACUUGGCUCUGAUGGACCUCCUCCUUUUGCUCCCUCUGCCUUUCAAGAUGCACGCAGCCAAUAACAAGUGGUCCACCCACUUCCAGCAGCUCUGCUCGGUCUUGGAAAACCUGUAUUUCGUGGGGAUCUACGGCAGCGUCUACAUCAUUAUGUGCAUAGCCGUGGACAGGUGGGUGGCUAUCUGUCACCCGUUCAGAGCCAAGCAGGUGCGUUCCCCCAAAGCGGCCGUGAUGACCUGCCUGGGGGUUUGGGUUCUGGUGUUUGCCGCCAUCUUUCCGGUCACCCACACCUUCGGGGAGGACAGGGAGUCGCAGUUCCACUGCUUUCAUAGGUUUUCGAAGAAAGGCUGGAGCCCCGGGGUGAUCAUCUCCCUGCAGGCGUUCGGGUUUUUGGGGCCCGCAGUGGUGAUAGUUUGCUGCUCGGUUCAUACCAUCUGCACACUCCGUCAGUCCGGCCACCACAGCCCUCAAAGCCAGGCGUGCGUGAAGAUCAUCUACAGCAGCCUGAGCGCCUUCCUGAUUCCAUUCACGCCCAGCCACCUGGCCAUCUUCCUGCAGUUCCUGGUGCACCAAAAAGCGAUUCAGGCCUGCAGCAGCAAGACCUCGAUCAGCUUGUUCUUGCAGGUCACCAUGUGUCUGUCCAACAUCACCUGCUGUUUGGACGGUCUGUGCUACUACUUCAUUGCCAGUGAGGUGAGAAGCCCCAGACACAGGAUGUCAAUGAUCCGCCUUAGAAAACCUACAUUUAGCACUUCCGAGGUCUGAAAACGUAAAAACCGAUGACUGGAGGCUGGUGGCAGCGAGUUCUUUUUUUUUAGCAAGGCAGUCAAACUGUCAGACUGAAAAGCAUGUGAGCCAAUGGGUAAAAGUUAAAACAGGUCGGAGUGCGUUUAACUCUGAACUGAUGGCAGAGCAUUAUGGUUUGGACCAGCAGCAGCGGGGAAGCUGCAGGCACAUCUGUGACUUCAAAAAGCUCUGAUACCAUAAGUGUAGACUGUAAAAAGAAAAAAAAAAACUCUACCAAAAAACCUCAAUGUGACGUUCAGAGAGCGAAAACAACAGAGACCUUACGACAGUCAUGACGCUGACUAUUGCAAACAGUAAGUGAAAGCUGAUGUUGGUAAUGAUUAAUCUUCAGAUCUGUCAUAGGCGACUCGUGGCAGCAUUUUCAGUUUAGAACUGAAGUCAGACUCAUGAGAAAGGAGCUUAAACUGUUCUGAAGAUCUCACUAAAGACUAGAUCAACAGAUCAUGCACAACCAGUGAUUAUUCUAUUCUUUGAUGACUGGUUUUUUGUUAAAACAGACUAGUGAUAUUGGCACUUAUAUUGUGAGAUGUCACAUCUUGGGGAAAAAUAUUAUUUCCGAAGAAGUCAUAUGCAAUUAGGUGUUUAACUUUUUUGGCACAAUACAUAAUUGUCUUACAUUCUAAUGAAAACAUUUGGGCUUUUUGUUAAACAAUACCAAACUAAAGGCAAUGAUUCAAUGGACAUUUAUUCAAUAAUAAUUGUCCAAGUUAGCAGGAUAACGACACUGGCUCUUUAAAAAGGACUUUUCCAAAGUUAAAAAACAGAAAUGAUCUCCUUUUCAAACAUUUUCUUUUUUCUUUUCCUAGUUUUGGUGUCCCGCAGGUGUUAUGAUGAAGAAUGAUCUAAUACUUAUCUGUAAAUAAUGAUUGAGGAAAACUCAUGAACAUGCUUGAGUUUAAUACAUUUGUUAUAUUUUCAAAUCAAACCCUGGUGAAAAUCAGGAUUUAAUUUAACACAUUUCCAGUAAUAGGAAAGUAGGAGUUUAAUGAGAAAAAUUAGAGAGCUUCAGGUGGUUGUGAAAUUGUGGGACAGUUACAGGAGAAUUUUUACUUUUUUGAGUACUGUGGGGAAAAAAACAGAAGUAUAUUUAAUAAAAAGCUCAAAAAGCUGACAUGUUUUGCAAUCCUCAUGUUUAAUGGCCUUAUUGUUGGAGCAAAGCAGGACGUUUACAAACCAGAAUUUAAUUCUAGGAUUUAAGUGAUCCUUUUUUUAUUUAUAUGUGGAAGUGCAGAAACAGGAUCUGAAACUAUUUUAUUGUAUUACUUCAGCUUUAAAACUUUAAUUCUGUAAUAGUUUUAUCUUUAUUGAGUUUCAUUGCUGAAUAUUUGUGCACAUUGCUGUUCUUCUUUUCCGUUAUUCUAGUUUUGUUUCUUUAAGCGAUGUGACUCAGCUUCCAAAUGCAUUAUCAGUUUGAUUUGUUCUGUUCAGUAACAUGUAGGAUGAAAACAAAGUGGCAUAUUUAACAAGUAAAAGCCGUUUUUGGUUCAUGUACAGACUUUUAAAAAUAUUUUUACCAUUGUCUUUGCACUGUUGGAUGUAUUUCUAUGGUUAAUGUCUGUAAAAUCUCACUGUUUGGAUUAAUUUUGAAUAUGAUAAGAUCUUUCUUACCA